AGUGCUCUGUGUGUGUAUACUGUGUGCAUGUCAUGUAAAUGAUUUAAAGGCAGGAGAGAGAGAGAGUGCCAGGCAGGAGGAACUGCAAAUAUUGUCCUCCAUCAAGUAUGAAGCCCAGCUCCAGUGUCCCUAAAUUCCUCACUAAAAUCUGGUCUUUGGUGGAGGAUCCCAAAACCAACCAUUACAUCUGCUGGAGCCAGGAUGGGAACAGCUUUGUUGUGGUGAAUGAAGAACGUUUUGCCAAAGAACUCCUGCCUAGACAUUUCAAACAUAACAACAUGGCCAGCUUUGUCAGGCAGCUCAACUGGUAUGGCUUCCAUAAGGUUUUACAUGAUGAGUCCAGCGCAAUGAGACAAGAUAAAUAUUGCUCAGGCAAAUACCAGCAUGAGUUCUUCAAGCGUGGUCAGGAAGAGCUGCUCACAAAGAUUAAAAGAAAGGUUCCUGUUCCCCGUAUUGAUGAAAAUAAAUCGGCCCCGGAUGACAUGCACAAAAUAUUGGCAUUCCUCCAUCAGCUCCAAGGACGUCAGGACAUAACAGAUUCAACUGUUGAGUCGCUGAAGAGAGAAAAUGAGGCCCUGUGGAAGGAGGUUAUUCACUUACGGCAAAAACAAUACCAGUCCCAGCCACGAUUUGAACCUGUAUCUCCAUCUCAGUCCUAUGACAGAAUGGCAAAUGCAGAAUCAAACCAGACACUAAUGAUUGACAGUACAGGAAACUACAAUGAAUUUGCAGUGCCCAAAGGAUCUAAAAGCAUUGACCAGGACUAUGAUAACAGGUCUCAGUGGACAGUUAAUGGAAAGGAAACUAGAGGCACAAAAAGAGCCUUUUCCCCUAAAGGAGAACAGUUGGAGAGCUCAACAGAAGAAGCCAGUGAGACUUUCACAAGUAUAACUCUACCUCAAAUGUUUGAGACCUAUCAGCCUGAUGACUAUGAUAACCCCACAGAUUCGUCCUCAAGUGACAGCGAGGACUUGACCAAUGAAGAUACUUUUCAUGACCCUAGCCAUUCCAGUAUGAACAUAUCUGGCCAAACACAAGGGACAAAUAAACGAUUUAAAAUCAGCUUGGAAGAACAUGAUUUUGAAACUGAUUAUAAAAUGGAGUACAGCGGAUCUGAAGAUGCAGAUGAACACAAAAACCAUUAUGGGCAUGCAAAGAAAAGGCGAAAAUCCUGUGCGUCUGCCAAGAUGGAACGCAUGUUAAAGCAUAUGCACCGGGAGAAUGUGUGCUUGACCAAGAGAGUCCUAGCCUUGGAACAGCAAUCCUUUAAGAAACUUUCGGAAAUCUCAACAGUACUAUCCACCUUAGCCGGUUACGUUAUGAACACACAAAACUUUCCAAAACCUUUUCUUUCAUCUCUUACUGCAGAUGAAAAGAGAGUUCAACCAAAGGAAAGCUAAAUUUUGCAUCCCCCCCUUGGAACAUUGUCCACCAAAAGAAACAAGUCUUAGUCCAGACUGUCCAAAUAAUGUUCUUUGUUUAAUAAUUUCAAUAUAUGUACAUGUUUUCUUUAGAUUUCCAUUAUCUCUAAACUUUUAACAUUUUAGUGAGUUUGGUUUUAUUCAGCAGUUCCAUUAAAUCUGCAUUGAAUUCCUAAGCAAACGUCUACACUGCAUUACAUAAUUUGGGCGCAAAAGAACAUAUGCAUAAAACAAACUAUAUUGGCUUUAUCAACAUCUAGUAGGGUAACAAAGUAAAAAGGAAACACACUGGAUAUUUGCAUAGUAAAAUAAAUUGAAAUUGUGUACUUUUAAGUUUUUCUAUUUUGUAUUACACAGUUUCAUGCAGUAGAAACUGAAAUGACAUCACCUUAGAACGUUGCAUCAUACAGGAGGCGAGGAACAGAAGUCCAGCCAACACAGUGUGUAGGACGUCUGGCUCUCCAACCUAUGCCAAAUAGAUGUACAGUCCAAAACUUAGUAUGAAUAAUGUACUGUAUUUAUGGAAAUAUAAUAUAAGUCGACCCUAUUGGGAAAGAAUCAAAA
Spea bombifrons (plains spadefoot toad) is the source of this 1985-nucleotide messenger RNA. RefSeq lists its product as uncharacterized. The transcript is spliced from 12 exons. The record is from RefSeq and is a predicted model, not a curated record. The coding region runs from base 108 to 1400 and encodes 430 amino acids. NCBI's taxonomy places the organism in Eukaryota, Metazoa, Chordata, Amphibia, Anura, Pelobatidae. Gene Ontology annotation, biological process: regulation of DNA-templated transcription. Gene Ontology annotation, molecular function: sequence-specific DNA binding; DNA-binding transcription factor activity.